AUGAGCGCCUACGCUCCCCCGAUGAGCAGCCCCGACGCCGCAAAAGACAAAUUCUGCGAGGAUCAGCACGCUCUCUUGACGACUGUGUCGAAAGCGGAUAAUUUGAUUGUCCUUGGUGACUUCAACACCCGCGUCGGCACAGACCAUGCUGCCAGGAGAGGAGUGAUGGGUCCCCAUGGUCUCCGCGGCUCCAAAGAAAGUGGUCUGCUACUUCUCCGCACCUGCGCAGAACACCACCUCAUCCUGACGAACAUUUCCUUCUGUCUGCCGGAGCGAGAGAAGGCCACCUGGAGGCAUCCUCGGUAGCAUCAGUGGCACCUGCUGGACUAUGUCCUCGUCCGGAGGCGAGAUCAGCGGGACGUGCUGGAGACAAAGGCGAUCGCGCGCGCUGAAGGGUGGACCGACCAUCGCCUCGUCAUCUCGAAGAUGCGUAUUUGCCUAGAUUCUUGCAGGAGACCACAAAAUAAGCGACCCCAGGGAAGCUGAAUAUUGCCUUGUUGUCUUCGCCCGCUCACCAUCUUCAUUUCAGCAAUGAGCGAGCUCAAUGGCUAGGCAAUCUUCCAAUUGUUGCCGCCGCCGCCGCUGACGCCGCCGCUGACGCAGGCGCUGUCGAGAACGCCUCCGUGGAGAACCGCUGGUGUCAACUGCAAGACACGGUUUAG
This is a messenger RNA of Spirometra erinaceieuropaei, 662 nucleotides long. The record is from the annotation of a GenBank genome assembly. Lineage: Eukaryota; Metazoa; Platyhelminthes; Cestoda; Diphyllobothriidea; Diphyllobothriidae.